AUGAAAUCGGGGCCUGUUGGAGCGACGCGGGGCCGUCCUCAGUUCCUGCUGCUGGUCUUGUGGGCGCUGCUGCUUCUGACCCACUCUUCGGAGGAAGAGAAGAAACGGAAAAACACCAGAGAUGUAAUUUUUGAUAUUUGUGCUACUUGCCAUGCAAAUGCCACAUGUAUACAAAAAGAUGGCAAAGAUAUCUGUGAAUGCAACUAUGGAUUUAUGGGAAAUGGAAUAACAAUCUGCCAUGAUAAAAAUGAAUGUCUUUCUGGCAUUUGCGGUGAACAUGCUGUAUGCCAUAACACACACGGAAGCUACUACUGUGUUUGCCACGUAGGCUUCCAGCCUUCUAAUAAACAUGAAACAUUUAUUCCCAAUGAUGGCACAAAAUGUAUAGUUGUGGAUUGUGGACCUCCACCUUAUAUUCCAAACACUCUGUCAGCUCCUGUGAAUAAAACCACUUAUGGAAACCAAAUUCUUUAUGUUUGUCAGCCUAAUUAUAUCCUUAAAAGUGGAAACUCAACUGCGGUUUGCAAUGCCAAAGGAAAAUGGGAAGGUGCAGAUAUGGUGUGUAAAGAAAUAGACUGUGGAAAACCACCGUGGCUGCCAAAUGCAGACAUUAUCUGGAAUAACAGCACAACUUUAGGGAGCACUGUAUACUAUAAAUGCAAGGAUGGAUUUCAGUCUUUUGGAGAACAUAAUUUUUCACAAUGUAAAAUAUCUCGCAAAUGGGAAAACAUUACUUUUGAAUGCAAGGAAAUCAUUUGUGGCCAACCUCCUGUACUGUCUUUCUCAAACGUGAUAUGGAAUGGGUCUACUCAUCCAGGAAGCACCGUAGAAUACAACUGCAUGAAAGGUUUCUAUUCCAUGGGGACAAAAAGUCAUUCUGUUUGCACCAGAAAUGGAUCUUGGGAAAUGUUGGAUUUAAGAUGUAAAAAAGUGCAAGACUUCGUUGAUGUUACAUGGAAAGAUCCUUGUGUAUCAUGGAAGAGACAUUAUGGAAGCGCUGGAGUAAAUGAAACUUAUCAAGUUACUAUGUUGAUGCUAGGAAAUGAAUCAGAGGACACGACAGAUAUGUUGAUCAAACCACCCGCCACUGAAAUGACUGUAAAUGUGUGUUUGCAAUUACGGCAACACACAAAUUACACUGUGGACAUUAUUGCAGACUCUCUUAAUUUGCGUUUACGGCUCAGAAUAGCACAUCCAGUAAUUCAUCCAGUGGUUGAAAAGACAGUAUUCAACAAUAUCUCCAUAUUUAAUGACACCUGUAUUAAAUGGCAGAGAGUCCCAGGAAGAAGACAGUCUGAGGAAAACUACCUGGUAGAAUUGAAUCACAAUUCUUACCAAGUGAUUGUCAUUCCUGGGAUUCCACUCUGCAACUUUAAUUGCUACUCCUUGACCAACCACUCCUACUUCACCAAAGGUUCAGAAUCUGGUAGCUACGUGACAGCUGAGUUCUCAGCCAAGAGCAUCCCUGAGAACAGGUUGACCUUUGUUCUCGGAGACCGACUAUAUUAUGGAGGAUUUUAUAAUGCUCCCUUGAAACCAAGAAAAGCGUAUUGCAUUGUACUUAGGACUGUCAGCAAGUGGAAUUGGAUGAGAACGCAGUCCUGUGUAAUAUGGGCCCAUAUUAGAGAUAUAUCAUUUCCAGUACAGCACUUGACUAUUGUUAUUUUAAGCUCAGUUGCUGCUAUCAGUACCAUCUUUUUAUUAUUACUCUGCCUAGCAUGCAGCACAUUCAACUCCAGCUGAACCACCAAGAAAAUGUUUGUUUGUUUUUGAUAGACUGGAUAUUUAUCAACUGCUAUCAAUACUGCCCAAGAAAGCAAUGCAUGGUUCUGCAAAUGCUUUUGUCUAAUAGAUACAACUCCUGAUCAUUUGGAAGAGAAUAAAAACAAGACAGAAAUACAGAGCUAUCCUUCAGUGCUCAAGAGGUGGAAACCCCUUGUGCAAAAUAUCAUCUCCUGUCUUCUCUCGUUUAAAAAUAGGUUUUCAUACCUUGUUUUCUUCAUGUAAUUUUCAACCUUGAAGCUUGUUAUGUUUGUUAACACACAUACACAUUUUA
Messenger RNA from Thamnophis sirtalis, 2056 nucleotides. Lineage: Eukaryota; Metazoa; Chordata; Lepidosauria; Squamata; Natricidae. The record is from RefSeq and is a predicted model, not a curated record.